CUCCUCCUUCAUAAAACCAGCACGGACGAAACACGCUGAAGGCAGAGAAAUACAGAGAGAGAGAGAGAGAGAGAUUCCCUAAUCGAGUUUAGCUUUCUCUCUUCGUUUCUCUCCUUCCUUAUCGUCAUUGGUUUUCUUUGAUCUUCACAUUUAUCACUCCUUCAGAUCACGGAAAAAGGGCUUUUCUUGUUUUCCGGGAAAAUCCAUCUCUUUCGUGGUAUCUUUCAAUCAUGGUUUUCUGGGUUUUUAGUUAUGGUUCACUUGUAUGGAACCCUGGUUUUGAUUACGAUGAGAAAAUAAUUGGCUUCAUCAAGGAUUACAGGCGUGUAUUUGAUCUUGCCUGCAUCGAUCACAGAGGUACUCCUGAACACCCAGCAAGAACUUGCACGCUGGAGGAAAAAGAAGGGUCUCUAUGUUGGGGUGCUGCUUAUUGUGUUCGGGGUGGCCCUGAAAGGGAAAGAAAAGCAAUGGAGUAUUUGGAGCGAAGAGAAUGUGAAUAUGAUUCGAAAACUCUUGUAAACUUCUACAAGGACGAAGACUCUCUGCAGCCUACAUUGACAGGAGUUAUAGUUUUCACAUCCACGCCUGACAAAGUAUCAAACAAGUACUACUUGGGGCCUGCUCCAUUGGAGGAAAUGGCAAGGCAAAUUGCAACUGCCUGGGGACCAUGUGGAAACAACAGGGACUAUCUUUUCUUGUUAGAAAAAGCUUUGUAUGAUAUUGGGCAUGAGGAUGACUAUGUGAUAGAGCUUGCAAAAGAAGUGAGGAAGGAACUUGGAAUUGUUGGGAGUGGAAUUUCAAAGGAGAAGAAGUUGAUGGUGCCACCCCAUAUCCCAGUCCAACACAAAUCCAACAUUUCUGCUUUACAACUGCAGCCCCUGCCAGAAGCCAUUGCCAUUGCCAUGGACUCGUGACCAAGGAAACAGAACCCAUUUAAAGAGAACUAAUGGUGCUAUUAUGCUACAUUACUUCAACCCCGGGUUGAUUUAUCAUACAAGAUAGCUAUUUUGUCCAAUUGUUCUUUUGUUUCGUUAUUGUAAUGCAAACCCUUUUAAACCCUUUAAACCUCAUGUGGAAUUAGGUUCUGCACUCGCCUUAGGAUUGAAAUGGAUACCGGCUAACCACAAAUAUGCUCUCCUCCGUCUUUUUUUUUUCUUUCUUUUUUAACACAAUACAAUUGGCGAAUUCUAGAUUAUGAAAGGAAAGGGGAAUGUUUUAUGUUUAUAUUUUAUAUGCAGCCGACUGUUCAUUGUUCUA
Humulus lupulus (European hop) is the source of this 1257-nucleotide messenger RNA. Its product is annotated as gamma-glutamylcyclotransferase 2-1-like. Gene Ontology annotation, cellular component: cytoplasm. Gene Ontology annotation, molecular function: gamma-glutamylcyclotransferase activity; glutathione specific gamma-glutamylcyclotransferase activity. Bases 231 to 914 code for a protein of 227 amino acids. Gene Ontology annotation, biological process: glutathione catabolic process. NCBI's taxonomy places the organism in Eukaryota, Viridiplantae, Streptophyta, Magnoliopsida, Rosales, Cannabaceae. The transcript is spliced from 9 exons. The record is from RefSeq and is a predicted model, not a curated record.